AUGAUCACGACACCAUCGGCUACAGAAGAACAAAAGCCUAAAACAGUUCAAGAACAACAACCUAAACCCGUUGAAGAGGAAACACAAAAGCCGGCUCAAGAAGAAAUACCUAAACAGACAGAAGAAGAGACACCAAAACCUGUAGAAAAAGAAAAACCUAAACCAGCUGAAGAAGAACAACCUAAACCAACUGAAGAAGAAAAACCAAAACCAGCUGAAGAAGAAAAACCCAAACCGGUGGAAGAAGAAAAACCAAAACCAGCUGAAGAGGAAAAACCAAAACCAGCUGAAGAGCAAAAACCUAAACCAACUGAAGAAGAAACACCCAAACCAGCUGAACAAGAACAACCUCAACCUGUUGAAGAGGAAAAACUCACACAGGUAGAAGAAGAAAAACCAAAACCUGCUGAAGAGGAAAAACCAAAACCAGCUGAACAGGAAAAACCUAAACCAACUGAAGAAGAAAAACCAAAACCAGCUGAAGAAGAAAAACCAAAACCAGCUGAAGAGGAAAAACCUAAACCAACUGAAGAAGAAAAACCAAAACCAGCUGAAGAAGAAAAACCCAAACCGGUGGAAGAAGAAAAACCUCAACCAGUUGAAGAGGAAAAACCAAAACCAUCCGAAGAACAACCUAAACCAGCUGAAGAGGAAAAACCUAAACCAACUGAAGAGGAAAAACCCAAACCGGUGGAAGAAGAAAAACCAAAACCGGUGGAAGAAGAAAAACCUCAGCCAGUUGAAGAGGAAAAACCAAAACCACCCGAAGAACAACCUCAACCUGCUGAAGAGGAAAAACCAAAACCAGCUGAAGAGGAAAAACCUAAACCAACUGAAGAAGAAAAACCAAAACCAGCUGAAGAAGAACAACUUCAACCUGCUGAAGAGGAAAAACCAAAACCAGCUGAAGAGGAAAAACCUAAACCAACUGAAGAAGAAAAACCAAAACCAGCUGAAGAAGAAAAACCCAAACCGGUGGAAGAAGAACAACCCCAACCAGUUGAAGAGGAAAAACCAAAACCAGCUGAAGAGGAAAAACCUAAACCAACUGAAGAAGAAAAACCAAAACCAACUGAAGAAGAAAAACCAAAACCAGCCGAAGAAGAAAAACCGAAACCGGUGGAAGAAGAAAAACCAAAACCAGCUGAAGAGGAAAAACCUAAACCAACUCAAGAAGAAAAACCUCAACCUGCUGAAGAGGAAAAACCAAAACCAACUGAAGAAGAAACACCCAAACCAGCUGAGCCAGAACAACCUCAACCUGUUGAAGAGGAAAAACUCACACAGGUAGAAGAAGAAAAACCAAAACCAGCUGAAGAGGAAAAACCAAAACCAGUUGAAGAGGAAAAACCCAAACCGGUGGAAGAAGAAAAACCAAAACCAACUGAAGAAGAAAAACCAAAACCAGCCGAAGAAGAAAAACCGAAACCGGUGGAAGAAGAAAAACCAAAACCAGCUGAAGAAGAAAAACCAAAACCAGCUGAAGAGGAAAAACCAAAACCAGUUGAAGAGGAAAAACCCAAACCGGUGGAAGAAGAAAAACCAAAACCAGUUGAAGAGGAAAAACCUAAACCAACUGAAGAAGAAAAACCCAAACCGGUGGAAGAAGAACAACCUCAACCAGCUGAAGGGGAAAAACCAAAACCAGUUGAAGAGGAAAAACCCAAACCGGUGGAAGAAGAAAAACCAAAACCAGCUGAAGAGGAAAAACCUAAACCAACUGAAGCAGAACAACCUCAACCUGCUGAAGAGGAAAAACUCACACAGGUAGAAGAAGAAAAACCAAAACCAGCUGAAGAGGAAAAACCAAAACCAGUUGAAGAGGAAAAACCUAAACCAACUGAAGAAGAAAAACCCAAACCGGUGGAAGAAGAAAAACCAAAACCAGCUGAACAGGAAAAACCUAAACCAGUUGAAGAGGAAAAACCCAAACCGGUGGAAGAAGAAAAACCAAAACCAGCUGAAGAGGAAAAACCUAAACCAACUGAAGCAGAACAACCUCAACCUGCUGAAGAGGAAAAACUCACACAGGUAGAAGAAGAAAAACCAAAACCUGCUGAAGAGGAAAAACCUAAACCAACUGAAGAAGAAAAACCCAAACCGGUGGAAGAAGAAAAAUCAAAACCAGCUGAAGAGGAAAAACCAAAACCAGUUGAAGAGGAAAAACCUAAACCAACUGAAGAAGAAAAACCCAAACCGGUGGAAGAAGAACAACCUCAACCAGCUGAAGAGGAAAAACCUAAACCAACUGAAGAAGAACAACCUCAACCUGCUGAAGAGGAAAAACCGAAACCAACUGAAGAAGAAAAACCCAAACCGGUGGAAGAAGAACAACCUCAACCAGCUGAAGAGGAAAAACCUAAACCAACUGAAGAAGAAACACCCAAACUAGCGGAACAAGAACAACUUCAACCUGUUGAAGAGGAAAAACCUAAACCAGCUGAAGAAGUAAAACCCAAACCACUUAAACAAGAACAACCUCAGCCUGUGGAAGAGGAAAAACUCACACAGGUAGAAGAAGAAAAACCAAAACCCGCUGAAGAAGAACAACCUCAACCAGUUGAGGAGGAAAAACCAAAACAAAUAGAAGAAGAAAAACCUAAACCAGUUGAGGAGGAAAAACCAAAACAAAUAGAAGAAGAAAAACCUAAACCAACUGAAGAAGAGAAACCUCAACCGGCCGAAGAGGAAAAACCAGAACUGGUGGAAGAAGAACAACCUAAACAAAUAGAAGAAGAGAAGGCGAAACAGGUAGAGGUGUAG
Messenger RNA from Rotaria sp. Silwood2, 2763 nucleotides. The record is from the annotation of a GenBank genome assembly. Lineage: Eukaryota; Metazoa; Rotifera; Eurotatoria; Philodinida; Philodinidae.